Osmerus eperlanus (European smelt) is the source of this 1494-nucleotide messenger RNA. RefSeq lists its product as uncharacterized. The record is from RefSeq and is a predicted model, not a curated record. The transcript has 8 exons. Lineage: Eukaryota; Metazoa; Chordata; Actinopteri; Osmeriformes; Osmeridae. The coding region runs from base 190 to 1179 and encodes 329 amino acids.
GCUCCCGCUAUGUGUGUGACGGGCCGGGGUGGGCGGCGACAGCAGACACGGAACGUAUCAACUGAUGAAUGUAAAGAGCAAACUUGAGUUAAGCUUUUGAGGUUAAACUUAAAGCGCCGCCGUGCUGAAGAAAUCAUCACCAAGAACAAUGCAUGCAAUUAGGAAUCUGUUCCCCCUGUUGCCUUGGAGAUGUCCAAAUCUGGUGUUAGAAAUCACUUUGUGAGGAACUGUGUGUGUGGCCGUUGGUCAUCUGAUGUCAGGUUGGACGGCCAAACUGUCCUCAUUACAGGAGCUAACACUGGGAUUGGCAAGGAGACCGCUCGAGACCUGGCCAGGAGAGGCGCUCGCAUCAUCAUGGCCUGCAGAGACGUGGAGAAGGCGGAGUCUGCCAGGACGGAGAUCAUGGAUGACGCCGGGAACGAGGAGGUGGUGGUGAGAAAGCUGGAUCUCUCCAGCACCUCGUCCAUCAGGGAGCUGGCUGAGAUCAUCAACAGGGAGGAGCAGAAGCUUAACAUCCUCAUAAACAACGCUGGCAUCAUGAUGUGUCCGUACUCUAAGACUACAGACGGCUUUGAAACGCAGUUUGGGGUCAAUCACCUAGGUCACUUCCUGUUGACCUACCUGCUGCUGGACCUAAUCAAGCGAUCGGCGCCGGCUCGCAUCGUCAACGUGGCGUCCGUGGCCCACACCUGGACGGGCCUGCGAUUGGACGACAUCAACAGCGAGCGAAGCUACGACAGUGUGAAAGCUUACGGGCAGAGCAAACUAGCCAACGUCCUGAGCACGCGCUCACUAGCCAAGCGUCUGCGAGGGACGGGGGUGAGUGUGUUCUCCCUGCAUCCCGGGGUGGUCCGGUCUGACCUGUGGAGGCACCUCAACACAGGUGUUCAGCUGGCCGUGAAGGUGUUCAGCAUCUUCAGCAAGACCACAGUGGAGGGAGCGCAGACCAGCAUCUACUGUGCUGUUCAGCCAGGACUGGAGGCAGAGAGUGGGGGGUACUACAGCUCGUUGCUCCAGAGCGGCGUCGGACGAGGAACUGGCAGAGAAGCUGUGGGAGGUCAGCUGCAAGAUGCUGGAGCUCACCUGGGACUAGAGACUGGCCACGCCCCUACGCCCACUACAGUAUCUCAGAAUCCUUUCACUGGCCAAGUCCAUCUACUACACUGUCCUACAGUGUAGAAACACUGCUGUCUACAUUCUGGAAUCCCAUUCUACGUUCUAGAACACCGCAUUCUACGUUGUAGAGUCCCACUCUGCGUUCUAGAAAACCAUUGUACAUCUACAACAGAACACUUCAUUUAUUGUAAUCCAGUUCUACGUUCUAGAAUAUCGUUUUUAUACAUUCUAGAACACUGCCGUGAUUAAUGUAUUAUCAUGAAUUAUAGGGAAGGCAAUCAUUUUUUUGGUAUUGUCCCAGGUUGAACACUAUGUAUGAAUUGUUUCUAUAGUCUGACUCCUGUGUAAAUAGUAGUAUUAUCUCUUCAUUACUAUCAC